This is a messenger RNA of Poecilia latipinna (sailfin molly), 2265 nucleotides long. RefSeq names its product coiled-coil domain containing 24 (gene ccdc24). Lineage: Eukaryota; Metazoa; Chordata; Actinopteri; Cyprinodontiformes; Poeciliidae. The transcript has 9 exons. The record is from RefSeq and is a predicted model, not a curated record. Bases 534 to 2111 code for a protein of 525 amino acids.
CCCAGAGCGCCGUGCAAACCUGUGCCAUUAUGAUUCAAGACACCUCUCUCUUCUCCAAAAUGGAAACUUGGGUGAAAAAAAAAAAAAAAAAAAUCAAACCUACUCAAGUGGGCUUUGAUAGGAAAAAUCACCCAAAUUAGUUAACAUUACUUCACAUGUUUAAUAAACCCGUGCAUCUUCCCUCUGUGCUCCAGGGUUUCUGCAAAAUGUCCGGAAGAAGUGAAGAGUUGGGAAAGUUUCGUAGCAAGUCCCUCCCCUUCUUCAAUUCGGUAAAACCAAACUUUUAUCAGACUGUUGGUCCCUCGAUGCCCUUUAGAAAUGUAAAGUGUUUUUAACGCUUAGGGGAAGGGUUAUUUUCAACUUAACGUCCAAAAAUGUACAUUUAUAAGACGUAGCGUGUUUUAGACGUAAAAAGAGAAGCCGGGAAAUCAUGCUUGGUCUAACAUGCGAUACCUCUCCCUAGCAACCGGAAUGUUUUCCCUGGAUACCAUUCUCUUGUUAGCUACAGAAGACGAACUGAGUCCGCCCCACACAUGCAUUCACCUGAUGAAAACCAGCUCUGGUGUCCCGGACAGUCUCUGUGGAGCCUCAUCACUGAACAUGUCUCAGAGUCAGAGCUGCUGAAGAUCCAUGCAGCUUUGGGUGACCCUCUAGUCGACAUGUACACAGAGGUUCACUCAGAGGCAGAGAUGUGGCACAAGAAGUGGCAGGAGACUCUGUGUUAUGGGAGCCACCGACUACAGGGCUCCCGUCUUUCUGACCCGCCUGUUGUGAAAGAGUUGGUGAGAGCUGAGGCCAAGAUGUUACUGGAGACACUCAAAGGAAGAGCCUGCAACAGUGAAAUAGACAGUGAGGAGCUCCUGCUUCAAUACAAACCUGAGACUCUAAGCUAUGUGCUCGGUCACCAGGAGAUUGUUUAUGGCAGAUCCUCCAACCUCAAAACUGCUGAUAACUUCAACAGGCCUAGCUUUUGUUCUUCUGUCAUGUCCAGCGCUGAGAGUGAGAUUGAAGCAGUUAAAGAUAUGCUGAAUGUCACUGAGAUUCACAGAGUGAUCACUCCACUCAGAUGUGUCCUCCUGGCGGAAUGUGAAGCAUUGACUAAAAUGACAAAACAUUUCAAGAAAAACAUCAAAUUGAAGUGUAUAAGUCAGUGUGGCUUAAAAAAGCCUGAACCGUCGCUUACAGAGCUGAAAGAACUCAGAGCAGCCAUCCAAACAGACUUGAAGCUCCUACCUUCAUCUUCUGAAGCCUCAUCCUCUGCUCCUGUUUCAAGUAAGAAGAAAGGUUUCAGAUUUCCAGCUGAAUCUGGCUCUUGUACUCACUUAGCUCCUUCUCCUAAAUCAGGCUCGAGACUAGAUCUGCUUCCACUGUGGCAGCCCAAACCCAGGCCACCAAGUCAUAAUCCUCCUGCCAGGACCUCAUCAGUGUGGACUCUUGGUUUGCAUCGCUCUACAUCGUCAUCUCAUGAAUCAGUUAAAGAUACCAGCAGCAACAGGAUGGACACUAACUUGAAAGUGACUAAAAGCCAAGAGAACUUUAGCUUUUCCACAAAGCCAGACUUUACCGACCCUCUCUGCAGGACUUGUUCAAGACUUCACAUAAGCUCUGAGAGAGACUCAGCCUCCCAUCCAUCAUCACAAUGCUGGGCUCGCAGACCGAACACAGAUUCUGAUUGGUCACCACACAGGGAGAGAAAAAUCAGUGCUCUUUGUUCAAGAAAUAUCAACUUCACCCCCUCGCCUCCUCCUCCUUUGGGUGAGCCAUGUGACGCAGGCAGCAGGAGCAGUACUCCCACUGACCAUUCUGUGUCUGUGAAUGGUAAAAUAAAACCAGAUGACAGGGAUAACAAUUGUAGCAGUGGGAGAAACUUGGUGUUAGCUGUACUGCAGAAAGAUAAGUCUGAAAAGACCAGUGGAAUCUCCCACAUAUCUGGAAGUUUUGAUCAAUGUGGCAGCAAGAAAAACAAGUCAGGGAGAAAUAGAAAUAGUUGCCUAAGAGAAAAUACCAACAAUCAAAGAAGUCAAGAUAGCGUCAGCAUUGUAGAUGACUCGUUGCAUUAUCCAAAAAACAGUGAGAUGUGUCCUCAACCACAGGAGAGAAAAAAACUUUAAUUCACCAGAAAAACCACAACCAAGAAAACUUGAGGGACACCGUUUCUAAAUAUAUUUUCACAGCCACUCCUGCAAUGUUGACAUAUUUCACUAAUCUUUCAAAUCUUCACUAAUAGAGAUGUCUGAGAUUAAAUUAAGAUUAAACAUCACAGAU